Molecule: messenger RNA, 2117 nt
Organism: Danio rerio (zebrafish)
Lineage: Eukaryota; Metazoa; Chordata; Actinopteri; Cypriniformes; Danionidae
Source: RefSeq, a predicted model, not a curated record
UCGCCUAUUUUAGCGUUUUAUCUUCUUAAACGGCACAUCUGAUCGUAUUGGUGGUGUCUUUUCCCGAAAUACUGUUUUGGAAAUAGCCCAGCUACGGGGUUGUUUAUCUGUAGUAAGGGGAACUUGAAACCGUCCCUGCCCCAUGUCCUCGGUUGUUUUUCUUCUUUCGCCUGGAUUCUCCAUGUUGUUGGAGAAAAAGUGAGGGCUUUACCUAGACUAGAGGGGGCUAUGGAUAAAUAUACAAGCGAUAAAGUAAACCGAGACGCGAAGCCUAGAAAAUAGCAGAUAAGAAAAAACACAACAAAGUGUCAUGCCCCUCCCAUGUGGAAGAGAAUAGAAGGCGGGAAUAAAUAAAUAUCAAAAUAAUUUGUCGCUGUAGGUUUGAGAUUGUUUGCGCCAACGGAAAUUAUUCAUUUCAAGCCUCGCUAGCUUUUAAUGCCACUAAAUGCGGACCGACUGUUUGUCGCUGGAAAAGGUUGGUUGGACGUUGAGGGCUGUGCGUUUGUUAGAUGGAAAGUUCUAUCAUCACUCAAGUGCAGAGAGAGGAUACUCGGUUGUCUUCGAAAACAGAUCAGGUGAAUAAAAGUUCGCCUCAGAAACCUGGGAGUCGGAAUAUCUUCAAAAAGCUCAUCUGUUGCCUUCGAGCUCAAGAUGCCCAGCUGCCAACUUCACCUACCCAUGAUGCCUUGCUAGAGCCUGAGGACAAUGGGACCUUUGCCAAAAUACCAGGCGAGAGUCUGCUGCCAGCAGUGACCUCUCACGACCAGGGGAAGAUCUGUGUGGUCAUAGAUCUGGAUGAAACACUGGUGCACAGCUCCUUUAAGCCAAUAAGCAAUGCAGAUUUCAUUGUGCCUGUGGAGAUUGAGGGGACCACACACCAGGUGUAUGUGUUGAAGAGGCCGUACGUGGAUGAGUUUCUCCAGCGGAUGGGGGAACUGUUUGAAUGUGUUCUGUUCACUGCUAGCCUUGCUAAGGUUCCAGUACUGUCGUGGUUUGACGAUUCGGAGGACACCGAGCUGCUUCACCUCAUCCCAGUAUUUGAAGAGUUAAGCCAAGCUGAAGACGUCUACAGCAGACUCCAACAACUCAGGGCUCCAUAAUCCAUACGCUAAACCUCCAUGUUGAGUAGCACUGACUGCCAAUCAGACUCAAACAGCAACGCAAACGGUAAGCCAAGAGGAAAAAAAGAAACAGAGGCCAGAGCUUGCCUUUUGCAAUAACGAUUUACGAUUUUUAUAUUCCUUUUUUACUUUUCUAUUCAUUUUUUAAGUUUAUAAGGACAUGUGUUGGGAGAUUAAAACACUUGACAGGGUCUAAUCAAGUCCAGAAUGCGCAACAGUGAAGCUGAAGCCGCUGUAUUUUGUUACUCAGCUCCGCACAACUGACUUGAGGCCAGUCUCUCGCUCUCUCUAUGCAAGAUCUACCUGAACUCAACCUCACUUUUAUCAGCAUUUAUAAUCAUCUUCUUAGUGUAUUCCCAAUUCUAGCAAAGGCCAGAGAAAAUGAGAACUGGAUCACACGUCAUGCUAUGCAUUUUUUUUUUUCCAUAAAUGCAAAUGUGACACCAAGCACCCGUUCAUCCUUGAGUCUUAUUCAUUUAAGCAAGGCCUUGUUUACUUUUCUACGGUCACUGAGGUGACUAUCGUUUUUUAAAAACACUGUUAUAUGUGAAUUAUGACUACAUACAUACCUUGACACUUCCUGUAUUCAUCUUAAAGUGGCCUUAUCUCUGCUUCAAGUGUACUUGAUGGGAAGCAGAAUUAACACCACGGAAUGAACCAAAGAGAUUUAUCUAGUUCAGUCUCUCUGCUGUAUUUCUGCAGACAAUUUACUUGUGUGUUUUCUCAUCUUAUUUGUAUAUUUGGUCGAACUUGAAUUGAACUUGAAAUGUCCAUCUCUGAUGCAGAUCAGAUUCUCCAUCGUGUAUUAUUUAAAGACCAUCAUGUUUUUAUUAUGAGUUGUUUUUACUGUAGCACAAGCAUUUUAAAAAUGGCCAUGAUUUUUAUAGACACAACAAAGUGUUGCCUUUCUGUUCUAAAAUGUGCCCUGAUAAGGCCUGUGUUAUCAUAUUUUUGACUUUUGUAUUGAUGACAAUAAAUUUUUCUCUGUGCAACAUG